AUGGCAUCUUCACAUCCUAGUGUCAAAGAUAGCCCGAACUACCUUGUGGAAAAUGCUAUUGAGGAGGUGGAAUCACCACUAGAUUCGCCGUCUACAGAAACAGACUCAGAAAGAGAUGUCCAAAGCAAUAAAUUGGAAGGUGAAUAUGAAGAUCAGGAAAUCGAAACGGAAAGCUCUGAUUCCGACUUGGAUUUGGACUCCGAUGCAGAAGUAGAUCCAACCGACGAGUCACUUUCUACCACUAUCAUCCAGGAAAUCGACGACGGGACAUAUAUCUGUCUCGUAUGCACUUGUGAAAUCGACAGACACCUGGAGAUCUGGUCAUGUCAGAAUUGCUACCGAGUGUACGACCUCGAGUGUAUUAACGACUGGGCAACUCGAGGAUCAUCUACAAACGCUCAGAAUGAAUGGCGAUGCCCCGCAUGUAACGUGGAGCACCGUACAAUCCCAUCUAAAUUUACCUGCUGGUGUGGCAGAGUGACCAGACCAAGUGCUGAUACGUUAAUUCCGUUCAGUUGCGGGAACCCAUGUAAUGUCAAGUAUCCACACUGUGUUCAUUCAUGUUCGUCUGUUUGCCAUCCUGGAAAACAUCCGGAGUGUGGAGCGUUGGGCCCAGUCAUGAAUUGUCGAUGUGGAAAGCACAAUCAGCAAUUACCAUGCUUGGUGACUCCAUACCAAAUGGGAUGGACAUGCGAUACGCCAUGUGAUACUGUGGUGUGUGAAAUGGACCAUAAGUGUUCUGGUGGCUGCCACCUGGGAUUCUGUGGGCCAUGUAAAGACCAAGUGGAUGUCAGAUGUUACUGUGGAAUUGAAACGAAGACAAUUGUCUGUCUGGCUAUAGAUCCCAAGGUUUGCUACGAGAAGGAGAACCGGAAUGAGAGAUUUGUCGGUGGAACGUCUUGUAACAAUACAAUUGUCGAGUACUAUGAAUGCGGAAUCCAUAGCGAAGAGCUCACCUGUCAACCGCUAUCACCUUCCACACUCAAAUGCAAGUUCGAUCCAGCAAAUGUCAAGACUUGCUAUUGUGGCAAAACACCAGCCCAUGAACUUAGGUCCAAGUGUACUGACCCUAUGCCCGAAUGUGACCAAGUAUGUGGGAAGUUGCUCAAAUGUGGAUGCACUUGUCUUGCUAAGUGCCAUGAAGGUGACUGCGAGUGUUACAACAUUAUAGAAACGAAAUGCUCCUGCAACAAUGCCAGCUAUCUCGUACCAUGCAAGGCUCUCCAACAAGGAUUUGUCGCCAAAUGUCGUCAUAAGUGUACAGCAGCACUCAGUUGCAGAAAGCACUACCAUAGAGAAGAAUGUUGCGAGUUUGAGCAGAUUGCACUAAAAAGAGAAAGGGAACAGCGGAAACAAGUGAGAAAUCGUGUUCGAACAAACUUCGAGGACCUGCUCUUGACUAUGGAGCCCAUCCAUAUUUGCACAAGAACAUGUAAUCUCUUGAAGCCUUGUGGAUCCCACUACUGUGAAGCCAUGUGCCAUAGUGGUCCAUGUGGAGUUUGUCUCGAGUCUUCCAACGAGGAUCUUGUUUGCCAUUGUGGGAAAACCGUCAUUCCUGCUCCUGUUAGAUGUGGAACCAAAAUCGUAUGCCAGGAACAAUGUGUCAGAGAAAAAGAAUGUGGCCACGCUCCAGAGCCGCAUAGAUGUCAUGAUGAUAACAAGCAAUGUCCUAAGUGCACCAAGUUAGUGGAGAAAACAUGCAAUUGUGGAGCCAAGCUGUUGAAGCAUGUUCUUUGUUCAGUCACCAAUGUUUCUUGUGGAAGAAUAUGCAAUUCUAAGUUACAGUGUGGCCAUGUAUGUAACAGAGCAUGCUCUCAUGAUUGUGUGGAGGGCCGUCAUGCUGAUGUUGCUGCCUGUCGGUUGACAUGUCGCAAGAUAAGAAAAAACUGUCCUCACAUGUGCCAGGCAAAAUGUCACUACUCGAAGAAAACACCAUGCGAUGCAACCAUUUGUAAGGAGGAGGUAGUGAUCACUUGUGAGUGUGGAAGAAUGUCCCGAAAAGUUCCAUGUGGAGCACUGAUGGCUCUUCCAACGAAGAUCGGUACUAUUUUUGGAUGUGACGAUGAGUGUGCUAGAAUCAAGAGAGAAGAAGAGCUCAAGAGCAUUUUCCACAAUUCCCCGGCAACACAUGAGAGUACUUACCCCGAAUCUGUAACUAGCGUUUUCCGUCGUCAGGUCAACUGGUGCCUGAAGAUGGAGUCCAUCAUUCGCAACUUCGUCAGUGACUACAUGGACUGUGUUGCUGCUGAGCUUCCGGCAAAGAAAAGUCUCCACUUCCCUCCUAUGAUGAAACCACAGCGAGAAUUUCUUCACAACUUAGCCGAGGUUUACAGGCUUUACUCCGAGUCGCAGGACCGGGAACCCAUGAGAUCAGUGUUUCUUUGCAUUACUAACUUAUCGGUAUUACCCACUCUCACAAUUAGGCAGGCAUUGGAUAAGGAAGAAGAUAUGGAGAGGAAAAGAAUUCAACUUGAAGAAAUGAAGCUCUCGCAAUUAAAUGAAGCAUUUUUUAAUGCCAUUUUGAUCCAGGAUGUGUUCUUUGGAGUUACGAAGGAAGAAGUGGAAAAGAAGGUUAAUGAGAUUCUCGAGAACCAUCCUGAGAUCAAAGAAUCACAACUUGAAUGGAUCAAGGAUUCAACUUAUGUGUUCUAUGACAAACAUUUCGCCGAAAUGGAUAAGGAUAAAGAGAAUGAGCUUUACAUUCUCCUGAAAACCUUCAAGAAGGUGUUGAGAGAGAAGUUGAUUGCUUUUGAUUGCAAGAUGUGUUUGGUUAAUGAGGACGUAGACCUCAUUUUGAAAACUGACCUGAAUAAUGUUGUUGCAAGUACUGUUGAAGAAAAGGAGAAGCCUGAGGGUUCCAACAAUCUCUACAGUAUUUUGCAAAAUCAAGAACAAGAGGUGGAGAGUUAG
Messenger RNA from Sungouiella intermedia, 2910 nucleotides. Lineage: Eukaryota; Fungi; Ascomycota; Pichiomycetes; Serinales; Metschnikowiaceae. The record is from the annotation of a GenBank genome assembly.